Messenger RNA from Necator americanus (New World hookworm), 813 nucleotides. RefSeq lists its product as uncharacterized. The record is from RefSeq and is a predicted model, not a curated record. NCBI's taxonomy places the organism in Eukaryota, Metazoa, Nematoda, Chromadorea, Rhabditida, Ancylostomatidae. The transcript has a single exon. Gene Ontology annotation, molecular function: nucleic acid binding. The coding region runs from base 1 to 813 and encodes 270 amino acids.
AUGGGGUGGAUGCUCCCUUUUCUGCAUAGAGCAAAGCUAUUCCUUCAAUCAUUAUGGAAAGCUCAGCUCGAGUGGGACGACCGUUUACCGGAGCCCCAGCAGAUAGAGUGGGAAAAAAUCUGCGCUGAAAUAAAUGGGUUCAAAAAAUCUAUGCCGAGAUUCCUUGCACGAAAGUUCUCCACAGCAAUGCUGAUCACUUUUGCGGAUGCUAGUUCUGACGCAAUGGCAGCAUGUGUAUACCUGCGCUCGGACAACGCUGUGAACUUGCUGAUGGCUAAAGGAAGACUGCCUCCGCUAGAUUCAAAGGUGACGGUGCCGAAGCUUGAGCUCAAUGCGAUGACGUUAGGUAUGCGUCUGACUAACUCAGUCAUAUCACAGCUCUCUUCGACUGUGACGAUAUCUCGCGUACUGAUUCUGUCGGAAUCCGAAAUCGCGUUAAACUGGAUCAAGUCUACCCCACGACAUGACGUCGGACCCUUCGUGAAAAAUCGUGUCACGGAAGUUAGGAAAAUCAUGACUUCUCUCGAGAAGUCAGGAUACCAAGUACAAUUCGGUCAUAUUUCGUCAGAAUGGAACCCUGCUGACUGUGCAACCAGAGGACUCGACAAGCAAUCAUUGUCAAACCAUUUCUGGUGGAAUGGACUAUCUUUACUAGGAAACUCAUCAGAAACCUGGGACAAGACAUACAAGGCGGUUACUAUUGAAAAAGCGAUAGGAGAUGAUUUGGAUCCCAUCACUAUAAGUACCUCCUCCGUUAGCAAGCCACUUCACUUGCUCCUAGUUGGAACAAGGAUUUAUUCCAUAGGAGGCUGA